Messenger RNA from Salvia splendens (bonfire salvia), 1158 nucleotides. RefSeq names its product chromatin remodeling protein EBS. The record is from RefSeq and is a predicted model, not a curated record. Gene Ontology annotation, molecular function: chromatin binding. The coding region runs from base 172 to 822 and encodes 216 amino acids. The transcript has 5 exons. NCBI's taxonomy places the organism in Eukaryota, Viridiplantae, Streptophyta, Magnoliopsida, Lamiales, Lamiaceae.
CAUUGAUCAGUUUAGGCAAAGCUGCCCGCGGGCAGGACUGAACCCUUGUCGUCCGACAAAAUUUCACCCGACCCACUGAAUUUCUCUCUUCAACCCUGCAAUUAGGGUUUCUGUUUCUCACUUCCCAGCUCAAAAUUGGACCCAGUAUCUACUGCACUUCCUUCGAUCGCGAUGGCGAAGACGAAGCCGGGGAAAAAAGACGUUGAUUCCUACACUAUAAAAGGCACCAACAAAGUUGUUAGACCUGGAGAUUGUGUGUUGAUGAGACCUCCUGAUUCGGACAGGCCACCAUAUGUGGCACGAGUCGAAAAGAUUGAGGCUGACCACAGGAGUAACAUGAAAGUGCGGGUGAGGUGGUACUACCGCCCCGAGGAAUCAAUUGGAGGUCGGAGGCAGUUCCACAGUUCCAAGGAGCUAUUCUUGUCGGACCACUAUGAUGUACAAAGUGCUCACACCAUUGAAGGAAAGUGCAUUGUGCAUACGUUUAAGAACUACACCAAACUAGAGAAUGUGGGAACGGACGAUUACUUUUGCAGAUUUGAGUAUAAGGCUGCUACUGGAAGCUUCACUCCCGACCGUGUUGCUGUAUAUUGCAAGUGUGAGAUGCCUUAUAAUCCAGACGAUCUCAUGGUGCAAUGUGAAGGAUGUAAAGACUGGUUUCAUCCUUCUUGUAUGGGCAUGACUAUUGAAGAGGCAAAGAAGCUGGAUCAGUUCAUGUGCUUGGAUUGUUCAUCCGACGAUGAUACCAAAAGGUCUUUGAACUCAUUUCCUGUAUUGCCAGCUGCUGAGACAAAGGUGGAGGCGAAGCGAAGAAAGAGGUGAAUGAGUAGUGCAUGAGUAUGUACGAGUUUUCUUGCAUAGUAGUGCGCUAUUUGUUGUAGUACCGUGGAAUUGUACAGGGCAAAGAGAGGGAAAAGUAUAAGACAAGGCCUGAGGCUUUUUCCUAAUUUAUGCUAACCUAGUUUUCAUUAUCUAUUUAUUGUGCAGAUUAGUAAAUUAGUACUACUACUACUACUACUCAUUAUUGUUGUUAUGUGCGUGUCCAAUUUCCCUUAAAAACAUUGAAAUUGUUGAUUGAAACCUGUCGCUAAACCUAGUUUUCCAAAAAAUGUAAAAUAUUUUGGAAUUGUGACGUAUAAUUUGUUGUGUUUUCUGAUG